Molecule: messenger RNA, 645 nt
Organism: Saccoglossus kowalevskii
Lineage: Eukaryota; Metazoa; Hemichordata; Enteropneusta; Harrimaniidae
Source: RefSeq, a predicted model, not a curated record
AUGACUGUUCUACACGAUGGCACUAUUGUAGGUGUUGGUACAUCCAAUCGAUUGUGGACAAAGAGCAGUUUAGAUGCGACUUGGCAAGGUCCUGUAGCAAAUAGUGGUUCAGUGAUGGAUGUUACUGUAAUGCCUGAUGGUACAAUCGUUGGUAUUGGUAUGAACAACCUUUUGUAUACUCGUCCUGGUGUUCAGGGAUUAUGGUCUGGCCCUGUUGCAAAUAGUGGAUCCGUAAAGUCCAUAUCGGUGCUACCAGAUGGAAGUAUAUUAGGUGUUGGAAUGAAUGGCAAAUUAUAUAAAAGACCUGGUAUACAAGGAGUAUGGACAAAUGUGGAUGGUAAUGGUAUAGUGUCUGAUAUAUCCGUUAACAAAGAUGGUGCAGUAAUUGGCAUUGGAACCACAUGUGGUUUGUGGGAGAGACCUUCUUAUACAUCGUAUUGGCAAGGUGAGAUUGCAAGUAGCCGAUGUGUUACUUCUGUGUCGUUUGUAGAGAAAGAAGAUAAGGUAGAAAAAACAGAGAAAGUAUAUGGUAUUGGAACCGACAAAAAAAUCUACACAAGAGAUGGAAUUGAAGGAAGAUGGACGGGUCCAGCACCGAACAGCUGUUGUGUGAUUGCAAUGACUGUUCUACACGAUGGCACUAUU